GACAUUAGGCGUCAGUUCUAAAAUAUAUUUUAUAUGAACUCGAAUGAAAUCAAUACAUUCACUAGCUUGGAAUGAAUAUAUUUUAGAAAGACAGUGGAAAACGGCAUAUAGAGUUGAUAGUUUCAUCAUUAAGAAGUCUAAUGCAAGACCAGAUUGAUACUUUAAAGUCAAGAGGUUUAAGAGCUGAAGCAAUAACCAAGAAGAAGGAAAUGAGUGAAAAUGUUAUUUAUGAUAUUAAAAAGGGAAAUGUACAGUUUGUCUUUUGUUCACCCGAGGCAUUGGUGCAAUCUGAAUGGUUUAAUGUAAUAAGAGAUGUGUGGAAGAACAGUUUAUGUAUGAUUUGUUUUGAUGAGGCGCAUUGUGUGUCGGAAUGGGGAGAAUCUUUCAGACCAGAAUAUAGACAAGUUGCAAUGAUAAGAAGCAUUGCAGAUGUCCCGGUCUUGGCACUUACGGCAACAGUAACAACAAAGGUCAAAUCAGAUAUAGAAAAGUAUCUUUAUAUCAAGGAAGAUUGCAAUGUUAUAGCAGCUAUUCCAGACAGGUAUAUACGUAGUAUUCAAACAAAGAAAUUGCAUAUUUAAA
Mytilus californianus (California mussel) is the source of this 582-nucleotide messenger RNA. RefSeq names its product ATP-dependent DNA helicase RecQ-like. Gene Ontology annotation, molecular function: nucleic acid binding; 3'-5' DNA helicase activity; ATP binding. Gene Ontology annotation, cellular component: nucleus; cytoplasm; chromosome. The transcript has 3 exons. The record is from RefSeq and is a predicted model, not a curated record. Lineage: Eukaryota; Metazoa; Mollusca; Bivalvia; Mytilida; Mytilidae. Gene Ontology annotation, biological process: double-strand break repair via homologous recombination. Bases 141 to 581 code for a protein of 146 amino acids.